This is a messenger RNA of Aplosporella prunicola CBS 121167, 3612 nucleotides long. RefSeq lists its product as uncharacterized. The record is from RefSeq and is a predicted model, not a curated record. Lineage: Eukaryota; Fungi; Ascomycota; Dothideomycetes; Botryosphaeriales; Aplosporellaceae. Gene Ontology annotation, biological process: potassium ion import across plasma membrane; intracellular potassium ion homeostasis; sodium ion export across plasma membrane. Bases 112 to 3528 code for a protein of 1138 amino acids. Gene Ontology annotation, molecular function: ATP hydrolysis activity; ATP binding; P-type sodium:potassium-exchanging transporter activity. Gene Ontology annotation, cellular component: membrane. The transcript has 6 exons.
UGAAGUCUCCUGGUUUGCACUCUCGGUUCAUCGUUUGUUCUCGCUGUUGUCAGUUUCACAGUCUGAUUGCCUGUCGCCGCUGUGUGGAAUCGCCUGCAGUAACCUCUCACAAUGUCUGAUUCUGCCUCCGCCGCUCAAACUGCAGAGGAAAGACCGGACCCACUUGAGGAGGAUGUUACCGAGGUUGCAAAAUCCUCCCACAUCCGCUAUGCAGAGGAUAUUGAAGCUGGCACUCGGCGUGGCUUGAAGCGCAGAGGCUCUGAGUCUUCUUUGUCGAUACGUACGAUACGAUCGGUGUCUCGUGCGCGCCGUGAAGUUGACCCUGGUGUCGCCCUUCCAAUCGAAUUUCGGACUCUUUCAUUCAAUGUUGAACAGAGCCAAACUCGGGAAGAACCAGAACUUCCCUUGAAGGGAGAUGUCAGUAAAGAUGAUGCAGUUUUGGACUUCGCCACCCUUGACUGGCACAUAAUAAAUCCUGUUGAGCUUUGUACCCGUCUCUCUACGUCCCUGUCUUUUGGCCUGUCUUCCGAUGCUGCAAUUCGGAAAAUUGAGGAAUAUGGGCCCAACGUACCAUCGCCUCCACCGUCAAGGUGGUUCCGUAAACUCAUCGCAUACUUCUUUGGCGGCUUUGGAUCAAUCCUUCUGACAGCUUCUAUACUCGUCUUCGUUGCUUGGAAACCACUAGGACGGCCACCAGCCCAGGCCAAUCUUGCGCUGGCAAUCGUGCUUGCCGUCGUUUUUGUGGCACAAGCCUUCUUUAACUUCUACCAAGAUUGGUCUAGCUCGCGGGUCAUGUCUUCUAUCAAAACUAUGCUUCCAGAAGAAUGCAUACUGUUGCGUGAAGGCACCAAAAAACAAUAUAGUGGUGCUGAUAUCGUGCCGGGCGACGUCUUGUACAUCAAGAUGGGCGAUAAACUACCUGCCGAUAUCCGCUUUGUGGAGGUUUCUCCGGACGUCAAGUUUGAUCGCUCGAUACUUACUGGUGAAACCUUGCCUUUACGCGGUACGGUUGAUUCUACCGACGACAACUUUCUAGAGACCUCAUGUAUUGGUUUAGCAGGAACACAUUGCGUCUCAGGAUCCGCGGUUGGCGUUGUGAUCGGCACUGGAGACCGCUCGGUCUUUGGGCGUCUUGCAAAACUUACCAGCACACCUAAGCGUGGCCUCACUACCCUUGAAAAGGAGAUCUACUACUUUGUCGCCAUAGUAGUCUCAAUGAUGGUGCUUAUGGUUGUUUUGGUCAUCGCCGUCUGGGCUGGAUGGCUAAGAAAAUCACACCCCGACUGGAUUUCUGUCCCCAUGCUUAUCGUCGACUGCGUUAGUGUAGCAGUGGCUUUCAUUCCCGAGGGUCUUCCUAUCGCCGUAACUGCCAGCUUAACCAUCACAGCAAAUAUUAUGAGGAAGAACUCCGUUCUUUGCAAAUCCCUAAAGACAGUAGAAACCCUUGGCUCCGUCAGCGUUAUCUGCUCCGACAAAACAGGCACCUUGACCAAAAACCAAAUGCGUGUUACCGAUUGCCUCGUUGGUCGCGAUGCCGUGAGCGCUGCAGAGGCUCAUGGAAAGCUUCAACUUUCUCGUAUCUCUUUCAAUGUGGCCGAGCCAUCUCAGGGCUGCAGACAGCUCUCUCUUGUCGGCACCAUGUGUAACGCGGGCGAGUUCGACGCUUCCACCAGCCAGCUUCCGGUAUCCGAGCGUAAAGUCAACGGCGAUGCUACCGAUACGGCCAUUCUACGUUUCUCAGAGGGGAUAUCCUCUGUGCACGAAACAAGACAGAAGUGGCGCAAUGUCUUUCGCGUCGCGUUCAACAGCAAGAACAAGUUUAUGAUACAGGUUACGCAGCGUAACGUCUUCGACCUGGCAAAAGACGCUUUGACUGAUGUGGAAAACCCCAAGCCUGACGACAUGGUUCUGAUGAUCAAAGGUGCCCCCGAUAUACUGCUUCCUAGGUGCUCGCGAUAUACGGACUAUGAUGGCUGCCCGCAGCCGAUGGAAGACAAAGAUAUCAAAUUCAUUGAGCUCGCAAAGGACAUCUGGUCCAAGCAAGGAAAACGCGUUAUUCUGCUCGCACAGAAGAUAUUGCCCAGGGAGGUCACCGAGCUCUCGGUCCAAUCAAGGGAAUUCGAGAACAAGGUGAUGGAGGAAGCCACCGGGGGCCUGCUCCUCAUCGGAUUAGUUGCCAUUGUGGACCCGCCUAGGGAUGAAAUCCCCGAAGUCGUUCGCACCCUGCGCGGUGCCGGUAUCAAGAUCUUCAUGGUCACCGGUGACUUCCAGCUGACUGCAGCGGCCAUCGCUGCAGAAUGUGGCAUUAUUACCAACCCUACCGAGGAAAUCCACGACGUGUCUGCUUUAGCUUUCAAAGACUACCACUCUAGCCCAGGACGUGUAAACACUGUCCCGGCUUCUUCAAAACCCGACACUGCACGUAUUCUGCCUUCAUCGCAACUCGACGACAUACACCCACCGCGAUCUAUUGUCCUCAAUGGUUCAGAUCUCACCGCUCUAAACCAAGACCAAUGGGAUGGUCUCUGCGAAUACGACGAGAUCGUAUUUGCUCGUACUACACCUGAGCAGAAGCUUCGCAUCGUCACUGAGCUCCAAGCUCGCCAUGAGACUGUCGGUAUGACAGGUGAUGGUGUAAACGACGCACCCUCACUCAAACAAGCCGACAUUGGCAUUGCCAUGGGAAGUGGAUCCGACAUCGCCAUCGAAGCAGCCGACAUGGUGCUUCUCGAGUCCUUCUCUGCCGUGGUCGAAGCAGUCAAGUACGGCCGUGUCGUUUUCGACAACUUGAAGAAGACUAUCUGCUACCUCCUUCCCGCCGGCAGCUUCUCCGAGUUCUGGCCUGUCAUGACAAACGUGGUAUUCGGGCUGCCGCAGAUCCUGUCGUCCUUCCUCAUGAUCAUCAUCUGCUGCUUCACUGACUGCGCCGCUGCCACCGCAAUUGCGUACGAGAAGCCCGAAGCCGAUGCCCUCUUGCAGCGCCCUCGCAAUCCUCGCAAAGACCGCCUCGUUGACUGGAGGCUUAUCAUGCAUGCCUAUGGGUUUGUCGGAAUCAUGCAGAGUGUAACUUCCUUCGCCAUGUCGUACUGGUACGCCCAACGCCGCGGACUCCCGUUCAGCAUCUUAUGGUUCGGCUUCGGCGCUGUCCCUGACGGCAUGUCGAAGGAAGAAUACACGCAGAUCCUAAACACAGCCAGCUCCAUCUACUUUAUCAACUUGGUGGUGAUGCAGUGGUUCAACCUGAUGGCUGUCCGCACGCGGCGUCUUUCGCUGAUCCAGCAUCCUCCAUUUGGUCGUAAGGCUACUCGGAAUUUGUGGUUGUUCCCGGCGAUUAUCUUCGGAUUGUUGGUCGCUAUCCUCUUCCUGUACGAACCGAAACUGCAAGACGUGCUGGAUACCGCGGGUGUGCCGGUGGAGCACUGGUUUUUGCCUAUGGCGUUUGGCAUGGGGCUUCUGUUGCUUGAUGAGGGGAGAAAGCAUGUCGCUAGGAAGUGGCCAAGAAGCUUUGUUGCAAAGAUCGCUUGGUAGGAGGUUGUUUUGGCUUACGGCUUAUAACUACUGCGACUUGGAACAUAUGUCUAAAGCAAGGCAAUUAAUUGAUCAACAAUGCGG